AUGGUUGGCUGUGUAUACAAGGUUGUUUCGAAGGUGUUAGUUAGGACGAUGCGAUCAGUGAUGCCAGGAUUGGUAGGGGAGACUCAGAGUGCUUUUGUGAAGGGUAGGAAAAUUCAUGAUGGGGCUCUCAUAGGAUGUGAAACAGUGCACUGGAUUAAAAGGAGGAAAAAAGAGGCAGCCAUUAUCAAGUUAGACUUCCAAAAGGCAUAUGACAGAGUCAGAUGGAGCUUUGUUGAUAUUGUGCUGCAAAAGAUGGGCUUUGGGCACAAGUGGCGAGCGUGGGUUAUAGAGUAUGUGACCACAACUUCUAUGUCGGUCUUAAUCAACGGCUCGCCAUCAAAACCUUUUAAAAGGCAAAGGGGCUUGAGGCAAGGUGACCCGCUAUCUCCAUUCUUGUUUGUGCUGGUUGUGGAUGUUCUGCAUCGAAUGGUUGGUGAGGCAGUUAGGAACGGAUGA
Molecule: messenger RNA, 456 nt
Organism: Arachis duranensis
Lineage: Eukaryota; Viridiplantae; Streptophyta; Magnoliopsida; Fabales; Fabaceae
Product: secreted RxLR effector protein 78-like
Exons: 1
Coding region: 1-456 (151 amino acids)
Source: RefSeq, a predicted model, not a curated record